GCUGGCAUGCCCUUUGCCAGUGGUGCUCUUGCGGCCCUGCAGGGCGAGAGGGUCGCGCCGUCGGCGGGGCUGCUUGGGCGCCCGCCCGGUUCGCUGGGCCGGCGCCAGCAGGUGGUUGGCGAUCAUCUGACGAUCGUCCGCUGGUUGCCGGACUGGGACGACCUGCUUCAGAGUGCUAAGUCGCGGCUCCGCUGGCUUGCGCCAGACGGGCCCGACGAGGCUGAGAGUUCCUACCUGCCCUGCCUCCACCAUGCCCUCCAGGGCUACCGCCUCCUGUUUGAGACGGGCGGCGUGCGCCCUGUCGAGGGCCCCGACGAGCUGCUCGCAAUGUGCGCCGUCGUCCCUUACG
Prorocentrum cordatum is the source of this 349-nucleotide messenger RNA. The record is from the annotation of a GenBank genome assembly. Lineage: Eukaryota; Dinophyceae; Prorocentrales; Prorocentraceae.